Molecule: messenger RNA, 1530 nt
Organism: Condylura cristata (star-nosed mole)
Lineage: Eukaryota; Metazoa; Chordata; Mammalia; Eulipotyphla; Talpidae
Product: cytochrome P450 4A11-like
Exons: 12
Coding region: 1-1530 (509 amino acids)
Molecular function (GO): oxidoreductase activity, acting on paired donors, with incorporation or reduction of molecular oxygen; heme binding; monooxygenase activity
Source: RefSeq, a predicted model, not a curated record
AUGAGCGUCUCUGUGCUGACUCCCAUCAGGCCCCUGGCCAGCGUGUCUGGGCUCCUGCAAGUGGCCUGCCUGCUCAGCCUGGUCCUGCUGCUGAUCAAGUUCGUCCAGCUCUUCCUGCACAGGCAGUGGCUGCUCAAAGCUGUCCAGCAGUUCCCGUCCCCACCCUCCCACUGGUUUUUUGGACACUCCAAGGAGUUCCAAAGUGUUGAGGAGCUACAACAAAUAUUGAAAUGGAUGGAGAAGUUCCCGUGUGCCUGUCCUCGCUGGUUCUGGGGGACAAAGAUCCAGGUCAUAGUCUACGACCCUGACUACAUGAAAAUGAUUCUCGGGAGGCCAGACCCCAAAGCCAAAGGAAACUACGAGUUAGCAGUUCCCUGGAUUGGGUACGGUCUGCUCCUGCUGAACGGGCAGCCGUGGUUCCAGCACCGGAGGAUGCUGACCCCAGCCUUCCACUACGACAUCCUGAAGCCGUAUGUGGGGCUCGUGGCCGACUCUGUGCGCGUGAUGCUGGACAAAUGGCAGAAGCUCAGUGACCAGAACCCACUUGAGGUCUUCGAGCCCGUCUCCUUGAUGACCCUGGACUCCCUCAUGAAGUGCGCCUUCAGCUACCAGGGCAGCGAGCAGUCGGACAGGAGCUCCCAGCCCUACCUCCAGGCCAUUGACAACAUAAAGAACCUGUUCUCUUCGCGAAGGAGCAACAUUUUCCAGCAGAAUGACACCGUCUAUGGCUUGACCUCAGAAGGCCGCAAGUUCUACCAGGCCUGUGAUGUGGCCCAUGAGCACACAGACCGAGUGAUCCGGGAGAGGAAGGCUCACCUGCAGAAGGAGGGAGAGCUGGAAAAGAUCAGCGGGAAGAGGCACCUGGACUUCCUGGACAUCCUGCUCCGUGCCAGAAUGGAGAAUGGGGACAGCUUGUCGGACGCGGACCUCCGGGCAGAAGUGGACACGUUCAUGUUUGAGGGCCACGACACCACGGCCAGCGGCAUCUCCUGGAUCCUCUAUGCGCUGGCCGCCCACCCUGAGCACCAGCACCGGUGCAGGGAGGAGCUGCAGAGCCUCCUGGGGGAUGGCUCCUCCCUCAGCUGGGACCACCUGGACAAGAUGCCCUACACCACCAUGUUCAUCAAGGAGUCGCUGAGACUCUACCCUCCAGUGCCAGGCAUUAGCAGGGAUCUCAGCAAGCCCAUCACCUUCCCUGAUGGACGCUCCUUACCUGGAGGAAUCACUGUGAUGCUCUCCAUUUAUGGGCUGCACCACAACCCCGAUGUGUGGCCAAACCCUGAGGUGUUUGACCCGUCCCGGUUUGCUCCUGGUGCUAAUCGGCACAGCCACGCUUUCCUGCCCUUCUCAGGAGGGUCCAGGAACUGCAUCGGGAAGCAGUUUGCCAUGAACGAGAUGAAGGUGGCCGUGGCCCUGACUCUGCUCCGCUUUGAGCUGGCGCCAGAUCCCUCCAGAAUCCCCAUUCCAAGUGCAAAAGUUGUGCUGAGGUCAAGCAAUGGAAUCUACCUGCGCCUCAAAAAGCUACAGUAA